AUGGACCCCCCCACACAACCCAUCAUCGCCGGCUUUAUGGCUCUCCGUGACAGCUCAAGCCGGCGAGCAGUGAUCAACGGGAUCCUUGAUAACCUAAGUCCACAUGAGAUACGAGAAGUGAAGAGCCGAUUUGAAACGAUCACAUUCCAUUAUGAUUUGCUAGACAAACUGCCUAUUGAACUGGUGGCUAUGUUAGCAAAGUACUUGGAUCUAGUUGAUCUUGUUCUCCUUCGAAAAGUCUCCAAACGAUGGUGUGAAGUGCUCUCUUCAACCACCGUCCUCACCACUGCAAUCAGAUACUACAUUGGGAAAAGCGUCAUUAAGCCCGAUUGUACCCUUGCUGACUUUGAUACGCUUAUUAAGAAACGAAUUCAAGUGGAAAGAGGAAUCCCUGCUGUUGUGGCUACAAUCCCUAACGACUUGCCUCCCGAUUUUGAGGGCGAGCUGAACCGAGACAAUAUAAGCUGUUUCAAUGGAGUAUGCGCGUGGAUUGAAGAAUCCAGAGACCGAACUACUAUAUUCAUGGUGCACCUACCAACCGGCCAAAACAGAACCCUCACAACAGCGAAUCGAGAGGAAUUUACUCAUGUCCAGGUCUCGGACAGCUUGGUAUCAGCAAUUUCUAUUCGGGGGUACUGUCAUGUCUGGAACAUCUCCAAAGAACAGUACAAGUCCUUUCGCAUUCCUUCGUUGCAAUUUGUUCAUUACAUAUCCAUCGGAUCCAAGAUCGCGCUGAGCUACGCGGAUUCCGUAGUCCAUUUCUGCUUUGACUCUGGAGUCGCCCGUUCCGUCAAAAUCGGGCCGUUCAUUCUUUUCUUGUCAGUACAUGCAAAGGAAGAUGGAUUCUCUGUCGUUUGUGCCCGCAGAAAAAAUGGCGACGACGUCCAACCAUGGGAAGAUGGUUACUUGUAUUGGGACAAGCAUCAUUUGCAGACCCAGAGAUUCUCUGUCCAUGAUAAUAGGUUUAUCUGCAUCGGGGAGCAAUAUCGAGAGCUUCCUUUCAGACAUGACGAAUCAUGGAGGUUUCAGUGCAAACCAGAAAACGCCACACCCCCAUACAGAGGGUGCCCCAGUCAAAGCUCUACUUUGCUGAAACUGCGUAUGGAUAGAGUUUGUGCGUUUCGUUAUCGUGCGGAUGAUCCUCAUCCGCAACAUCUUUCACUCGAGGCAGAUGAUCUGAUUACUGUGUAUUUCCACUCCACAGAGCUGGACUUCAGGUAUCCUCACGCCAACCUAGACUAUUCAGCCCGGGGGCCCGGGUUGAUUUUUAGUUAUUAUGAGGACUACUCAUUCUCAACAAAAAUGAAAUUGCGCAUUAGCCGUGUCUCGCACGUCCCCGACACUAAAGUGUGUCGAUUGGAAUCCUUACGCACAGUAACUUUUCCAGGUGACCGGUCAUGCAGAUCGGUUUGGGGGGAUGGAGACUUCGUUCUAUCCCCUUCGGAAGACAAAAUCUGGAUCGGGUGUUUUGAUGAGGCAUGGCUCCCCUCUGGUGUCCCUAAUAUGAGGAUUUCAACUUGGCGAUUUGACGGGUAA
Messenger RNA from Penicillium egyptiacum, 1536 nucleotides. NCBI's taxonomy places the organism in Eukaryota, Fungi, Ascomycota, Eurotiomycetes, Eurotiales, Aspergillaceae. The record is from the annotation of a GenBank genome assembly.